AGUUAUUUUUCUCUUCUGACACAUAAUAUAUUUAUUACAAAUUUUCACAAAAAUAUGUCUAAGCUUUCACGUAACGUUAUAAUGCAUGUUGUUUUAGUAACUAUAAUAAUCACUGGGAUUGGGAUAGUAGAAGGAAAAAAAGUUCAAAAUUGUGGUAGUAAAGGAAAAGAUAGAGGAAUUGGUGUUGGUGGAGGUGGAAGUUUAGGAGGAGGUAUUGGUGGAAUUGUUGGUGGAGGUGGAGGUGCUAGUGCUGGUGGAGGAGCACGUGGAGGUGUUGGUGCCGGUGGAGGUUUAGGAGGAGGAGUUGGUCUCGGAGGAGGUGCUGGCGCUGGAGGAGGUGUAGGUGGAGGUGCUGGAGGAGGUGUUGGUGCCGGUGGAGGUACUGGAGGAGGUGUUGUUGUUGGUGGAGGUUUAGGAGGAGGAGUCGGUGGAGGUGCUGGUGCUAGUGGAGGUGCCGGAGGAGGUGCUGGAGGAGGCGUUGGUGCUGGUGGAGGAUCAGGUGGAGGUGCCGGAGCGGGUGCUGGAGGAGGUGUUGUUAUUGGUGGAGGUUUAGGAGGAGGAGUCGGUGGAGGUGCUAGUGGAGGUGCCGGAGGAGGUGUUGGUGCCGAUGGAGGUGUCGGAGGAGGUGUUGGUGCUGGUGGAGGAGCAGGUGGAAGUGCCGGAGCGGGUGCCGGAGGGGGUUUCGGAGGAGGAGUCGGUGGAGGUGCUAGUGGAGGUGCCGGAGGAGGUGCUGGUGCUGGUGGAGGUGCUGGAGCGGGUGCCGGAGGAGGUGUUGUUGUUGGUGGAGGUUUAGGAGGAGGAGUCGGUGGAGGUGCUGGUGCUAGCGGAGGUGUCGGAGGAGGUGCUGGUGCUGGUGGAAGAGCAGGUGGUGGUGCCGGGGCGGGUGCUAGUGGAGGUGCCGGAGGAGGUGCUGGUGGAAGAGUAGGUGGAGGUGCCGGAGCGGGUGCUGGAGGAGGUGUUGUUGUUGGUGGAGGUUUAGGGGGAGGAGUCGGUGGAGGUGCUAGUGGAGGUGCCGGAGGAGGUGUUGGUGCCGGUGGAGGUGUCGGAGGAGGUGUUGGUGCUGGUGGAGGAGCAGGUGGAAGUGCCGGAGCGGGUGCCGGAGGGGGUUUCGGAGGAGGAGUCGGUGGAGGUGCUAGUGGAGGUGCCGGAGGAGGUGCUGGUGCUGGUGGAGGUGCUGGAGCGGGUGCCGGAGGAGGUGUUGUUGUUGGUGGAGGUUUAGGAGGAGGAGUCGGUGGAGGUGCUGGUGCUAGCGGAGGUGUCGGAGGAGGUGCUGGUGCUGGUGGAAGAGCAGGUGGUGGUGCCGGGGCGGGUGCUAGUGGAGGUGCCGGAGGAGGUGCUGGUGGAAGAGUAGGUGGAGGUGCCGGAGCGGGUGCUGGAGGAGGUGUUGUUGUUGGUGGAGGUUUAGGGGGAGGAGUCGGUGGAGGUGCUGGUGCUAGUGGAGGUGCUGGAGGAGGUGUUGGUGCUGGUGGAAGAGCAGGUGGUGGUGUCGGGGCGGGUGCUGGAGGAGGUGCCGGAGGAGGUGCUGGUGGAAGAGCAGGUGGAGGUGCCGGAGCGGGUGUUGGAGGAGGUGUUGUUGUUGGUGGAGGUUUAGGAGGAGGAGUCGGUGGAGGUGUUGGUGCUAGUGGAGGUGUCGGAGGAGGUGUUGGUGCUGGUGGUGGUGCCGGGGCGGGUGCUGGAGGAGGUGCCGGAGGAGGUGCUGGUGGAAGAGCAGGUGGAGGUGCCGGAGCGGGUGCUGGAGGAGGUGUUGUUGUUGGUGGAGGUUUAGGAGGAGGAGUCGGUGGAGGUGCUGGUGCUAGUGGAGGUGCCAAAGGAGGUGCUGGUGGAAGAGCAGGUGGAGGUGGAGGUGUCGGGGCGGGUGUUGGAGGAGGUGUUGUUGUUGGUGGAGGUUUAGGAGGAGGAGUCGGUGGAGGUGCUGGUGCUAGUGGAGGUGCUGGUGCUAGUGGAGGUGCCAAAGGAGGUGUUGGUGGAAGAGCAGGUGCCAAAGGAGGUGCUGGUGCUGGUGGAAGAGCAGGUGGAGGUGGAGGUGUCGGAGUGGGUGCUGGAGGAGGUGUUGUUGUUGGUGGAGGUUUAGGAGGAGGAGUCCGUGGAGGAACACGUGGAGGUGUCGGAGGAGGUGUUGGUGCUGGUGGAGGAGCACGUGUAGGCGCUGGAGGAGGUGUUGGUGCCGGUGCUGGUGCUGGAGGAGGUGUUGGUGUUGGGGGUGGUGUAGGAGCAUCUGGUGGUGGUGGUGCACGAGUUGGUGUAGGAGCAGGUGGAGGUACAGGCGUCGUUGCUAGUUCAAGAAGAGGUGGCCCUCAAGCUUAAAGUUGGUAUAGAUUGAGAAGUAAUAAACUUUAGUUAUAUACUAGAGAAGACAAUACACUUGAAUGAAUAAGUGCUGAAAAUGUUGCGGAUGAAGUCUUAUAUAUUAUACCCAAUGAAAAUAAAAGUGAUUAUAGUGAUGUUUAAGUUGUUGUAGUACAAGUAUUAGAGGUAAGAUGAUGAUAAAUCUUUAACUUCUAUAGUGGAAGUCUAGAUUGUAAAAAAAAGGUUAAUUGUGACUACAUGUCAUAUGAUAUUGUAAUAUAUAGAAACAUUAUGCUUGAUGUAAACAAAUAUCAAUUACGAGAUGUUACAUUAAAAUCA
Messenger RNA from Trifolium pratense (red clover), 2625 nucleotides. Its product is annotated as glycine-rich cell wall structural protein-like. NCBI's taxonomy places the organism in Eukaryota, Viridiplantae, Streptophyta, Magnoliopsida, Fabales, Fabaceae. The record is from RefSeq and is a predicted model, not a curated record. The transcript is spliced from 2 exons. The coding region runs from base 55 to 2304 and encodes 749 amino acids.